GCAUUUUAUUGUUGCAUUUUGAUUGCAUUUUUAGUUUUAUUGGUUUUAUUAUACGCGCAAAGUGGAUGGUGUCUAAUGGUUCUUUUUUGGACGAGGACGGAAGAUGUGAUCAAAAGCGGUUGUUUUAUGAGCAGACGCAUUCAAACUUUAUUUCAAUAAUUUCAUGUUUGCGGGUAAUUGGUCUGAUAGCAAGAUGUGUAAAACUUCAGGCCGUGGACAUGCUCAUUCAUUGAGGACCAGAACCCUGGUGUGAUUUCCUGGCAAAAACACUGCCGGGCAGGACUGAGGCCCUCGGCCCAGGUUUCCUUGCCUGUGCAUACACCUGAGGCCACCGCACCACAAGCAGCUUCCACAUCACCUCUUCAGAGUUUGGCCGACUCAUGAAUCGCUCGGCUGGCGACAUGACCUCCAACUGGAGCGACCCCUCUCUGCUGGACGGCUCGGCGGCAGCGCUCCGUCAGCUGCUCACCCCUGCCCAGGUGACGUCCGGCGCCGGUCCCGGGGCGGCCGAGCCUCUCCCUUCCACCGCCUGGGUGGAGGCGUGGCUCAGCGGCUGUGUGCCGGGACGAGACGGGGCUGAGACGGCCUCUACUCGAGUGGAGUCCACCCCGGCGGCCGAUGGGGCCGAUGCCGAUGAAGUGCGUUCGACGAAGAGUGAUAGUGUGUGCUACCAGCUGCAGCCGAUUGGUGUAUUCUGGGACAUCGAAAACUGCCAGGUACCGCGUCGGUGUUCUGCCGGCGAUUUCGUCUCGCUGAUACGGGACCAUUUCUACGCCAACUGCUGGGAGGCCGAGUUCAUGUGUGCCUGUGACGUCAGCAAAGUGUUCCCGGCCACCCUGCAGCAGCUGAACGAUGCACAGGUGAGCGUCAUGCACGUGCCAGCCACAAGUAAGAACGCCGCCGAUGAGAAGGUCAAGCAGAGCCUGCGCAGGUUCUCUGAUCAGUACCCGGCUCCAGCCACCGUUCUGCUCAUCACUGGAGACAUGAACUUCGCGCCCGAUCUCAACUUCCUCAAACACAGGAAGAAGCACCGUGUCAUCCUGAUCCACAACAGACAGGCACGACCGGCACUGCUCAACUGUGCUGACGAGCGACACCUCUUUGACGACCUCCUGGCACAGCUACCAGACAGCCGGCCACAGCAGGUCCAGGAGGCACGAUCGGCCGACCGACUGUGCUGCCAUCUGCGCCUGACCGGUCUAUCGCCCAACGGCCGAAAGUCCAAAGUGGUGAACGAGAUCCAGAAGCUGGUUUAUAACUGCGGUGGAAGAGUGGAGCGAGUCAAUCUUCCUGCUGGAGAGGCCAUCGUCGUCUUCCCGUCGCCUAGCAACGCCGCAAGGGCCAAGCACCGGCUGCACCAUGUUGUGAUCUGCGGUUCGCAGACGUAUGUGACGUUCUACUACAAGUCGAGCGGGCGCUCUUCCCGGCAGGGCCUGCGCUCGGAUAUCGAUUCGGGUAUGGGCCAGGACAGCCUGCCGCCGGCUCAGGAGGCCCCGCUGCAGCCUCCUCCAGCACUGUGGCCGCCCGAGCCCCGCACUAGGAGCAGCUCUGUCUCCACGCAGACAUCUCCUGAACCGGCGGUGGAGAGGCCGGGCUCGAGCCGUGCGGACUCGGCUGCUUCUGUGGCGACUCAGACCUCGCCGGAUGGACAGCUGACUGCCAGCAGCCUGGGCAGUUCUCCCAGCACCGAUGCGUCCCCUCGGAAUCCUGACCGAACACCAGCGCCGCGGCGCGGGGACCUCUACGACCAGAGGUUCCAGAGUCGUCCGCCAGUCGGCGCUGGUGACACGCCGUACGGCUCUCCCAGAGUGGGCCGUAUGGACGUGCCGCCUCCCCCACCCGCCCGGCCGUUGGGCGCCAGUCCGGUGGGCGGGGGCGGGGGCGGCCGGGCGCGCAGCGGCUCCCCGGCCGUGGGCGGCAGCUCCGGAGGUCUGGACGGUCCCGUGGAGCUGACUGUGACCAACCUGGACUCGAGUAGACACCCGAGAGAUAUGGAGAAGUUGCUAUUGGAGUUGGCCAGCAGACACACUAAGGUGGAGUCUCUCUCGGUCUACUGCCAAUCCGACGGUUCCAUGGUGGCCAGUGUGGUCGUACCCACCCAGUUCGACUCACAGGCUCUCAUAGCAGAGAUGCACCGAGCAGUCAUCGGUAACAAGCGCAUCAUGCUGUCCUACGCGAGGGUUGACAAACCAGAGCCGUACAAGAUACGGGCGCAGGUGAUUCGUCUGCUGAACGACGUGCCGUCCGGCCAGCUGCCGCUGGUGAAGUUCAUGGAGCUGUACGAACAGCGUUUUCACAGCACAGUCAGCAUCGCAGACCUCUUCAGGAUGCGGGAAACAAUCACAGUGGUGGACAGCAGCAGCGGUCGGGUGAUCCAGCUGAACCCGGCACUGAAAACACAGGACCUGGGCGUGUCGGGUAGGCCGGCAGCCGGCUCCGCCUGUUUGCGGCACCCGCCGCAGCGCGGCGCCACCGUCGGCUGGGCCGAGCGAGACGAUCCAAGCGUCCUUCCCAACAGUGAGAUUCAGCUGGAGGAACUAGAACCCAUCAUCUACCGACUGUUGAACUCGCAUGAUGGCGUGCUCUUCCUGUCCAGCCUGCUGGACUGUUACUCUGCGGAGUUUCACGACCCGGGCCUGUCCCGCCUGCGUCUGGAACCGAACGCAGUCUGCCUGGAGCACCUGCUGACGUGGCUGCCUGAGGUGCGGGUGGUGACUCGCAGUCAGGACAAGGCGGUCGUGUGGGCACGAGAUGCGCCCGAAGAGGAGCCGGCGCCGGUGAACCCGGCCCUGCAGCAGAAGGUGGUCAUGUUCUCCCGCGAGGUGGUGGACCUGCUGCGGGCGGCGCCGCGCGCCAGGAUGCCCUUCAACAGGUUCAUCCCGGCCUACCAUCAUCACUUUGGUCGCCAGUGUCGGGUCUCCGACUACGGCUUCACUCGGCUGGCAGACCUGUUUGACGCCCUGCCACAUAUCGUACAGGUGCUGGGGUGCGGUCACCGCCGUGUCAUCACUCUGACGCCCCGCGCUCAGCAGCGCCGGUUUGCCUCUGACCUCCUGCGAGUCCUGAAGGCCCAACACAGCAAACAGCUGUCCGUGGCCGCCCUGCCCGAGGCGUUCGGUCAGGUGCUCGGCAGGGAGUUCGCCGUGUGGGACUAUGGAGCAACGCGGCUGCACACGCUGCUGAGGACGGUCAACGGUGAGAGCGUGGUGGUGUACAAGCACGAGGGCGAACUGAAGGUGGCCAUCCCUCGCCGCGAGCAGACGCCAGAAGAGAUGCAGAAAACCAAACACUUCGCCACGGAGGUGAAGGAGCUGCUGCGUCACGUGCCCUUCUGUCAGAUGCAGUUCAACAAGUUCAUCCCGGCCUACCACCAUCACUUUGGCAGACAGUGUCGCGUCUCCGACUACGGCUUCGGCAAGCUGGCUGAGCUGUUCGAGGCUGUGCCAGAAACUGUGCAGGUGAGCUCGGACGAGGACGGUGAGAAGCUGAUUCAGCUCACCCGACCGGCAUUGCUCUCAGUACUCUCCGAUCAGCUGGUAGCGGUACUACAAACGGCGGCGUCUGAGUCUGUGGGUCUGGACGAGCUGUGUCAGCUGUUUCUGCGGGAGUUUGGGUACCGACUCAGCCCGGCCAUGUACGGAGCCGCCAACAUCAGGGAACUGCUCUCCCAACUGCGUGCCGUGGUGCGUGUGACCGGUCCGGCCGACAGUCCGCGCGUGCUGCUAGUGAACAGACAACACCUCAAACAGACGGCGCUCAACGUGCGACUGCUGCUCAUGGACCAGCCCCAGGGCUGUAUGCCGCUGGACCGGCUGCUGGAACAGUACGCCUGUCGCUACCAGCAGCCGCUCAGUCUGGACACCCUCACUGCCGAGCUGCAGCACGUGCUCAAGGUGGAGGGCUCACCUCCAUCCGCCCGCCACGUCCGUCUAGUCCCGCUCCAGCUCCUGGCCAGGGACGUGGUCCGACUCCUCCGCCGCCACGGGGGCAGACUGCAGCUCGCUGGCUUCCACGCGGCGUUUUUGGCAGAGUUUGGCGUGGCGGCACGGCCGGCUCAGUUUGGCUAUCAUAGUACCCCGGCGCUGCUGGAGGCACUGGAUGAUACGGUAACGCUGCGUGGACGAGGCGCCCAGCGGUCCAUCCACCUCCUCCGAGAGUUCACCACUGGCUGCGACUCGAACGGGGGCUCGGGCGACGGACGACCGCAGGCGGCCGGUGGCGCUCCCGAGCCCCAGCCGUCCGCCCGCGGUCCGCCGCCGCCGCCGGCUCCCGUGCCGGGUCCUCACGGUGACAGCAUCGACUGCGCCCGAAGACCUCCCUCCCCUGGGAUGCAGGUGUACGCCGGUCAGCUGGUCACUUGGUGCCGAGCCUGGGUUUCGGCACCCCCGCCGCCACCGCGCUGGCUGUCCACGCAGAUGGCGCCACCGCUGCCGCACCAGAUGGCGCCACCGUUUCUCCCGCCGCGGCCACCGCUCGGGCUUCGACCGACCGCUUAUGAGACGGGCUGUAUGUACCUAGCCAGCCCUCCGGCGCCGUCCGAGCUGCCCCGACCUCAGUUCAGCUGGCUGCCGCCGCCGCCGCCGACCCCUCCGGCCCCUCAGCCGGGUCCUCCGCCCGCUCCAGCGCCGGACAGUGUGGCGCCUCUACCGGCCGCCAAACCGACGCCCCCGCCUCUGGGAGCGCACCCCACCCCGCCCGAGAGACGCUCUUCGCGAGGCCGCAGCCGAAUCGCCGCCCAGUUCCCUCCGUCCCCCUCCUCCGCCGCUACAUCUACCACGGCGUCUACCGCCCAGUCGUCCACCGCCACGACCACGACCACAGCCGCUACUGCUGCCGCUGUCGCUACCUCUAAGACCAAGUAGUGGAUUCAUGCUGGGCUCGUCUGGCUUAAACCGGCCUGCACUGGGGGCUGAAGCAGCCUGGUAGUCUUCUCAGCUACUGAGGUGGUUGAUAGUAAGGGAAGGACCGGUAUAAUAUGUUGGCGUCGAAGGAAGGAACAGGCUUAAUCUGUGUACUGUCUGCUUUGGACUACUGUCGACUUCUUCCGACGGCAGGAGAACGCUAUAGGAUCUACGCUACACAGCCUAGCUGAGAGAGGUGUGAACUUUGAGCUGGGCUCAUAUAUUAUUACGUUCAGUGUAGUGAUUGCCUUAUACUGUUUCAUACAUUGUGAUUUUUUGGAUUAAGUCUGGAGUGAACCAGGUCAAAAUGGGCAUAACUGAAAACAGGGUUUACGAUAAACUAGAGAAAGGGUAGAAUUCACUGAGAGUUUAAGUGACGCAUGUGGGGCUAAAACAGCACCCAGACACGUGUUUGGCAGACAGUUAUUGUGUUUUGCCUCUCGGGCGCUGCUAAGUACCAGUCUGCGCACAGCUGUAUAUCAGGCAUCACGCCGAUGGCUUAUCUCCGUCAUGGUAUUGUCUGUGUAUGUGACGGACAAGUAUAGCGGUCCCACAGGUGGAACCCCAUUCGGCCCGCCGGUGGAUUUCACCAAACAUAGACAGAUAGUUGCUCCUGUCUGGAAACCUGUCUGGUUGUGCCAUUCGUGUGUGGGAUGUUCAGUAUGCUAGGGACAUCUCACGGCACGUGAUCUGCGUAGUUGAUUGCGGUGUUGAUAGGUACAAAUCGUAACGGCGCUGCGCGCCAACCGCUGGGUACAAACUGAUUCCGUGCUGCCGUUUACCCAGUGUCCAACCGUCCUGCUUCAUCACAGCUGCCGUCAGCAUUUCAGUUAUCCUAAUCACACUGGCUAUUUACCUUGAUAGCGAUGGUUUUUCAGUAUUUGAUUAGUCUUAUUCCGUCUCAAACCGUGGUAGCCUUACUAGAUGCUGCAAUUAUGAUCGUUGAUAUACCAGCAUAUCAGUCGUACUUACACGUUCCUUUUGAGGAUUUGAUUUGCGAUGUACUCUUUAAGGCAUGAACCCCAGGCGGUAAAAAUGUCUGAAGAAAUUUACCAACUACGCGGCAUAGUCUCGUACACGGAACCGAUUUCCUUUUUCAGUGUAGUUUGAACAGUUAUAUUAUGUCCAGCAUGCGAGACCACGGAGCCUGCGCGUUUAGUUGCGUCUGUGGCUGAGUUCUGUGGCGGAAACUCGCAAUUCGUCAGAAUGGUCGAUGUGAUUAUGUGAAGUCCCUUUUCCUAAGGUAGCGAGCGGCUGCUCUAUGUUUCUACUGGACCAUGCCAGUUGAAGUGCUCAAAAGUCGCAAUGCACAAUAGCCAUGGUUGAGUGCUAGCGGCUUGUACUUUGUUUUUUUUUUGUAUUGUGUUCAGUAUUUAUUGGCGGUAUCGAUGUGUUCGGUGAUUGGUAUUUGAUGGUUUGUUUUACGGAUGUUUUGCGGAUGUUCAAUCUGCCCACAGUUUGAGGCCUGAGGCCCCUGCUCUUCAGUGAAGAAACUGUUGAAUUUGUACGUCAGUUCUCAGCUUCUGAAAGUGGUAGCGCUCAUGUUCCGCGAAAAGGUAGCAUGGUGUGCGCAUAUGACGCAUUGUAAAGCUGUAUGCCUCCCUGUGAUGCAAGGCAGCGUUCCAAAUCCUCAGCGUUGCCCUUGUGAAGGCAGACCUUAGAGUGAUAGGUUGCUUGUUCUCCAUCAAAGCACAAGAAGUGCCGAGGUGAGCCAUAGACUGACCUGGCCGUGGCUGUGCCAGAUAUGUGUAGGCUUAUGUGUUAAUGUUGAACUGGCAACUCUCUGGUGUCUUGAAGGCAAGGAGCGCUCGUUCCCUGAUUGACAUCAGGAUAGCCCGUAUGGUGUAUUGCCUGCAGCCCGUAGAGUGUAUAGGGAACUAUGCCCCGGCGGCUAACGCUGACAAACUUGUACCGUCGCGUGUUUUGUGCCGAGACGACAUUGUAUCGCCGCGAUUGUUGUUGCGCGUAUGUUUUUGUAGAUCUUUAUGGUGUGCGCGCAGGCCCACGCGCUGAGAGCUUCCUGUUGCGGAGUUACGCGCUGGAUUGUAGAGGCACUGCGCCGGUCCCGAGCGUACACCUCGGAGCCCCGGCAUGGUAGGGAAACAGACCACUCCGGGCUUUCAUUGCCUCGCUCAGAAGUGUUUUACGUUGUGAAACACAACGAUUCUGUGAAUAAAGUUGAGUGUCACGCAAAGCUUGCGUUCUGCA
Amphibalanus amphitrite is the source of this 7109-nucleotide messenger RNA. Its product is annotated as meiosis regulator and mRNA stability factor 1-like. Lineage: Eukaryota; Metazoa; Arthropoda; Thecostraca; Balanomorpha; Balanidae. Gene Ontology annotation, cellular component: cytoplasm; peroxisome. The record is from RefSeq and is a predicted model, not a curated record. The coding region runs from base 381 to 4862 and encodes 1493 amino acids. Gene Ontology annotation, molecular function: RNA nuclease activity; CCR4-NOT complex binding; mRNA base-pairing post-transcriptional repressor activity. Gene Ontology annotation, biological process: post-transcriptional gene silencing. The transcript has 30 exons.